Messenger RNA from Aspergillus lentulus, 2718 nucleotides. Its product is annotated as trehalose-6-phosphate synthase. Lineage: Eukaryota; Fungi; Ascomycota; Eurotiomycetes; Eurotiales; Aspergillaceae. Gene Ontology annotation, molecular function: trehalose-phosphatase activity; alpha,alpha-trehalose-phosphate synthase (UDP-forming) activity. The record is from RefSeq and is a predicted model, not a curated record. Gene Ontology annotation, cellular component: alpha,alpha-trehalose-phosphate synthase complex (UDP-forming); cytosol. Gene Ontology annotation, biological process: trehalose biosynthetic process.
AUGACAGUCUACAUCGCCUCACUCUUCCUUCCAUAUACUAUUGACUUUCAAGCCACCGAGCUGAGACAUGCUCGUCGCAAGUCAUCCCUCAGCCAAACUCCUAUAGACGACCAUGUUAUUGGUCGGCUGGCAGAGGCCCGCCAGAGACGCCACAACAAGUCGCUCAGUCUCUCAUUGACUCCCGGCGCGACUACAGAUGACGAAAAAAUCUUCAAACCGUAUGUCUCUCGGUCAGCGGGCGAGAUCCCCCAGGCGGACGAUCCCAACGGUCCUGGACUUAGCGAACCCAGAACCAUUUCUUGGGGUCAGAGUCGCAAAUUCAAUCAGCCGCAAUCCACGGCUCAAGUCCAUCCCCAACCGUCAAUCUUAAGAGCGUCAGAUGCCGGGGAUGACCUGAACGGCCAGUUCUGUGAUCCAAUUUCAGAGACUCCAGAUUCUGAGGAGGAUCAUGGAAGUCCCCGUGCGUUACUCUCUGUUGAUGACUGGGUUGUCAAAGCGGCAGAACAAGGCAAUGGUGGGCUGCGCAAUGCAGUCCAUGCAGCCGAAAAAGCCGGUAUUCUGACAAACAAGAUGUGGGUGGGCACACUAGGCAUGCCUACCGACUUGUUGAAGGAUGCGACACGCGCCAGCAUUUCUGAGACACUCGAAGAUGAGUACGAAUCGCUGACGGUAUUCGUACGCGAUAGCGAGUUCGACGGCCAUUAUACCCAUUUUUGCCGUUCAGUUCUGUGGCCAGCCUUCCACUAUCAGAUGCAAGAGAGCCCCCGACACACUGAAUACGACGACUAUUCCUGGAGACAGUAUGUCAAGGUCAAUGAAGCGUUUGCAAACACCAUCGCUGCUCGAUGGCGUCCUGGUGAUAGCAUCUGGAUCCAUGACUAUCAUCUUUUACUUCUUCCACAGAUGCUCCGACAGCGGUUACCCCAGGCAGAGAUUGGGUUCUUCAUGCAUGCUGCAUUCCCGUCCUCCGAGGUGUUCCGCUGCUUGAAUCCUCGCGAUGCACUCCUGAAUGGUCUGCUGGGCUCUGACUUUGUCGGCUUCCAGACAGAGGAGUACUGUCACCACUUUUUGCAGACCUGUAGCCGUCUUCUCAGUUUAGAAGUGACCGUUGGCGGCGUCCAACUGAAAGAUCGAUUUGUCCGCGUCAAGAGUAUUCCUAUUGGAAUCGACGCCAACGCCCUGGACCACCUACGCCAGGCCAACGAGGUAAAGGACUGGAUCGCGAAUAUUUCUUCCAGGUACAGCGGUAAGCACCUAAUUGUCGCAAGGGAUCGAUUGGAUACACCGGGCGGAAUCAAGCAAAAGCUGUUGGCAUACGAACUGUUCCUGAAGAAGUAUCCUAAGUGGAGGGAAAACGUUGUUCUCAUCCAGAUAGCAUCGGCAUCUGAGAUGCCUGAACUAGAGUCUCAAAUCUCAAAGAUAGCAACGAGGAUAAAUUCCAAGUAUUCGACGCUUACUUACCAACCGCUCGUGCUCUUGAGUCAAGACAUCAGUUACUCCCAAUUCUUGGCCCUAAUGAGCGUGGCGGAGAUUUUCAUGGUAACAAGUCUCCGAGAGGGUAUGAACUUGACAAGUCAGGACUACAUCCACUGCCAGGACGGCAAAGUGACACCGCAAUACCAUGGAUCCCUGAUCCUGAGCGAAUUCACCGGCAGUGCUUCGAUCUUUCAUGGACACGAGUUUCUCGUCAACCCGUGGGACUACAGAGAGGUUGCAGAUGCGAUUAACAAGGCACUGGAAAUAUCGCCCGAACAGAAGCAACGCAACUGGGAGUUCUUGCUUGAGAGGAAGGCACCUCACACGGCCGUAGCGUGGUGCAACUCGUUCAAAACAGCCCUUGCCGAAGCUCACAGCGCGCAACUGUCCCGCGAACUCAGUCUUGUCGCAACACUCUCUGUACCCGCACUGAAGGAGUCUUACGAGAAGGCAGCCAAGCGGCUCUUCUUCCUCGAAGACGAAGGGGCCGUCGCUUCUGGCAGCACACCAUCGCUGCUUGAAGGACUUCUCCGCGAUCCAAAGAACCUCGUCUACGUCACAAGCAACAAAAGCCCGGAGCAGAUCGAAUCCCAAUUUGCAAGCUUCCCCGAUAGAAUGGGAUACAUCGCUGAGAACGGUUGCUUCAAGCGGGAAAUUGGAACAACUCAGUGGAAGCCGCUAGUGGAUAUGGAGAGGGCGAAGGACUGGAGGAACGGCAUCCGUCGAGUUAUGCAAUACUACCAGGAAAGAACAGACGGUAGCGUCUUGGAAGAACGUCGCUGUCUGUUGACCUUCUGGUACAACAAUGCUCAAGAUCCCGAGAUCGCGGCCCGGCAGGCCUCCGAUCUUGCUGACAUGAUCAACGGCUCCCGCGGCAGCGAGGCCAUCCGCGUCGUCCUCACAGAUGGAUCAGUCAGCGUCGAACCCUUAGACAUCACAAAAGCCAAGGCCGCAGAGUCCAUCCUGGAGCAGUUGCCUGAGACCCCAGACUUCCUCUUCGUGGCCGGCGGUUCCCGCGGAGACGAAGCGCUCUUCCGCUGGGCCAACCGUCUGCAGGGCGAAAAUAAGAUUCUGGAGGUGACCACGGUCACCGUGGGCUCUCACGCCACAGAGGCUACGGCAGUGCUUCCCACCGGCAUGAGCAUCGCGGACGUUGUCAACACCCUGACUUCGUCGAGUGUGAAUGGUGCGAAUGGUCAUGGCCCUAUUGUCAAUGGUGACAAUUCCUCCCCUUCCUCAUGA